GCAACAAAGGGGCACCGGCACCAAAGGCCGACGAUCGUCUGUGAGAGAACGUAUUUCUCAACCAAUCAAGUUUAGGGGCAGGAAAGAGGGCGGCCUUUUACCACUCAGAAUAGAGUCUGAGGCGGGACAAAGCACAGAGUGGCGGCUCUUUGCCCAACGGCGGAUGGGCUCGGGUUUGAACCGUCCAAUGAGAUGGUCGGAGGGGGGCGCGUCUUUUAGCGGGUAUAAAACCGGCUGCUGGGGCAGGGGGCGGCGGCGGCUGCAGCAGUUGUCACCGGCAGCGGGGAGUGGAAUUCAUCUUGCCGGCCUCUGGCUCGUCUCUCCCCGCCAUGACCACCACGACCACCUACAAGGGCGUGGACCCCAACGGCAGGAACAGCUCCAGGGUACUGCGCCCUCCAGGUGGAGGUUCCAAUUUCAACUUGAGCUUUGAUUUGCCAAAAGAGCAGCCCGUGCGAAGGAACAAAAUGGCAUCCAACAUCUUUGGUCUUCCUGAAGAGAAUCCAAUUUCUAGGGCUGGCUCAACAGGGGCCAUGCCCAAAGGUGUCAGAGAAGAUUCCGAACCAUCUGGACCACAAAGGAUAAACGCUUCUGAUGCAAACUGUGGGGACUUUGUAGAUCCAAAGGAUGUGGAAAGCAGUGAAACUUUUGAAAACAUUGAGGCUGACAUAGAAGCUGCUCCAGGCCAGAGUGAAGAAAAAACCCUGCCUGCUGCACCUGUUCCUAGCCCAGUAGCACCAGUACCUGCACCAUCCAGGAGAAAUCCACCUGGUGGAAAGUCCAGCCUAGUCCUCGGUUAAACCUGUUCCUUUCUGACUGUUUUGAACUCAUGUCUGUUUCUUUUCCCCCCAUGCUUGUGAACUGCACAACUUGAGCCUGACUGUACAUCUCGAAUUUCUUUCAUUAAAAAGAAGCACUUUAUGUACUGCCAUUUCUUUUUUAAAAAAGAACAAGUUUUUUCCAUUUCUUUGUGGUCUCCCCUGAAUCUACUGGAAGUGACAUGAGUGUUUUCUAGUAGUAAACAUGAGGGAAAGUGUUGAGGGAUGGUGAUGUAUUUCAGAGGAGACUAGAUUGGUUCUAAGUGUGCUUAGAGAGUUUUUGUACGGAGAUUUUUAGAACCUCUUAUAGUCAGCUUUACAAGGGUUUAGAAUUCUAGUUGACCAGGCCAGCAAACAAUCCACGAGAGCAGUCCCCUUCACCGCACACAACUGUUGGUUAUCCAAAACUUAAUUGACUUCCAUGUGGUAAAUGUCUCAGAACAGUACAGAAGUGUGAUCUAGUGUAUGCCAUGCUGCCUUUAACAAGGAGUAUCUUGGAGUUGGACCAUUAUGAAAUGGGGCAUGUGACAUAUUUAGGGCUGAGACUCCUGUCCUAAUAUUGGGGAGGGAUUUGGGUGUACAGCCCAACCUUAAGCCGGUGAAGGUGGAAUGAGGUGUGGAUCAUACAAGAGUAGUUGUUCAAGUAAAAAUUACAAGGGCAUUUUAUUAUAAAUGACUCAAUGCUGUGCAUGAUCAUGCUGGUGCUUGACCAUGAGGUGAAAAUCUCAUCCUUUUAAAAUGUGUGUUGUAACUUCACAAAGCUGGACUGUUGCUUAAAAGUAAAUAAUAUAGAAGUUUUGAAGCAGUG
Mauremys mutica (yellowpond turtle) is the source of this 1626-nucleotide messenger RNA. It is a transcript of the gene JPT1, whose product is annotated as Jupiter microtubule associated homolog 1. Lineage: Eukaryota; Metazoa; Chordata; Testudines; Geoemydidae. The coding region runs from base 330 to 800 and encodes 156 amino acids. Gene Ontology annotation, cellular component: nucleus. The transcript has 5 exons. The record is from RefSeq and is a predicted model, not a curated record.